GAAAGUAGUUAGUCUUCAAUGUUAUACUCUUGCAUAACUUAAAUGAAAUGAUAAUUUUUGGGCAGCAGCUUCGUUUCUGUAAAUAUGAACAUAUAUAUAAUAUGGGUGCGGUGUAUUUUUGGAUUGAGCAAUACUUACUUAAUACCAUGUUCAUUAUUUUCGGCUUGUAUCUCUCCUUUCGUUCUGUUUGGGCCUUUUACUUUAAUUAGGCAAUUUUCGUUAAAGUGAAUAGUACUAACACCCGAAUUCGAUUCGAUUAACACACUGCCCGUAGUCCAAUGAGCUCUGGGUCACAUUCACCCGGAGCCAUGUGGCCCGCGACCGACUUCCGCCGGCAUCAAAGGAAGCCAAGCCAAGUUCUCCAUCGGUGGUUUUUCAAGAGCAGUGCCUGGAGCAUCUACGCAAUCGCCUGCGGACUCCACUUCUUCAAGCUGCACUACAACGAGCGCACCAAUCAAGUGGAGGAGUCGCAGUACCAUCGAAUAUGGUCCAAGAUCGUGGUUGUCCUCAAGGUGAUACUGCUGGCCAGCCCGUAUCUACAGUACUUCGUACUCGGACUGGGCAUAUACAUCCACAUGACACUGGUGCAGGACAGCAAGGCGCAGAACUUCCUGAUGAGUCUCAUCGUGCUCGGAAUCGUGAUAGGUGUCCUGCGGCGCCUACUAAUCUUCCUGCACCUGAAGAGGGAUCGCAGGUUCCUGAAGAAUACUGUUAACGAGAUCCUGCAGAUAACCAGCGCGCUGCAGCAAAAGUUCGGUAUGGAGUAUAAGUGCGACUCCACAUUGCUAGUGGUGUACUUGGCUAAGCUGUGGAUACUCACCGUCAUGCUGGAUUCCUUGUGGUACAAGCCCUACUUCCUCUCCUCCAUCUUUCUCUACUGGGUGCUGUUGGAGUACUGCUUUGCUGGCUACUUCGUUUACCAACUGAUCCUGCUCAGCUGGUACCACACCAUUAUUCUGUUCCUGCAGCGCUUCAUCGAGGACCAUGCGAAUCGGUUGGAUAUUGAGCUUUGCUACCAUCGGCGCUUGAUCCCGCUCUUCGAGCUCCAUCUGCGCAUCAACAAUCUGCAUAAGCAUGUUAGGGACAACGUCUCCUGGCUCUCGACCUCUGUUUACCUGAUGAUCUUUACCUGCAUCUUCAACGCCGAACUGCUCAUUGAAUGCAGUCUGUUCGCCGGAGACGAGCUGGAGAACAAGAUCUACAUCAUCGCGGACGGUUGCUUGGGACCCGUCUGCAUUCCGAUACUGUAUGUGCUCAUCCUGGGCAUGUGCACCGAUCGAUUCCGCGAUGCUGAAGUACAGCUUCAGCAACUGUUCGUAAUCGUUCAGGGCUUGUAUGUGAGGAAGGUCAGGCCACGCCUUCUAAUCGCAAUGGUCCUCGACAACGAGCACACCUCCUUGAUAAUUCACCAGAAGCUGAAGCCGCUCCAAAACAUGAUCAUCCUGGACAUCACUUGCGACAGGGAGUUCGUCAUGGACUACAUUGUCACGGUGAUCCUUACAGCAUUGUCGCUUGUGCAGUACACCAUAUCAACUGGAGGAAAUAUAAGCGAGUGCGUGACCCAUAAAUAACAACCCACCUGGACCAAACUAUUAGGAGGAUAUAAUCAGUGGAGCUGGACACAGUUACCGUAUAAUUUCGUGGGUCAAAAUAACUUUCUUAGCACCUCCAAAAGUGUAUCUUUUGAAAGCAGAACUCAGAGCUCGAAAUCCUAAAGCACUAAAUGUUUAUAAUUAACAUGCGCUAAAAAUGUUUUUUUUUUUUUGUUUUCAUACAAAAUUAGGGUUUAUUGACUGUAGUAGGAAACUGAUCAGAUAGGUGGUUUUGCGCACUGCGAUUCAACAACAAAGGAUUUCCCUUUUGCAUAGAUUUAUCUAAAUAAUAGACUGACAG
Messenger RNA from Drosophila sechellia, 1893 nucleotides. It is a transcript of the gene Grl43a, whose product is annotated as Gustatory receptor-like 43a. The record is from RefSeq and is a predicted model, not a curated record. NCBI's taxonomy places the organism in Eukaryota, Metazoa, Arthropoda, Insecta, Diptera, Drosophilidae. Bases 279 to 1571 code for a protein of 430 amino acids. The transcript has 2 exons.